This is a messenger RNA of Zerene cesonia (dogface butterfly), 2044 nucleotides long. RefSeq names its product cytochrome P450 6B5-like (gene CYP338A1). Bases 33 to 1412 code for a protein of 459 amino acids. Lineage: Eukaryota; Metazoa; Arthropoda; Insecta; Lepidoptera; Pieridae. The record is from RefSeq and is a predicted model, not a curated record. Gene Ontology annotation, molecular function: oxidoreductase activity, acting on paired donors, with incorporation or reduction of molecular oxygen; iron ion binding; heme binding. The transcript is spliced from 2 exons.
UUCCCAUCGAAUUACAGACAAGCUCGUACGCAAUGUUUUUCGAAAGUUUCCUCUUAAACUUAUUCAUUCUUCUCGUAUUAAUAUUUGCGUUGAUAUUCGAUUAUGUGACGAAGUUCUUCAGCUAUUGGUAUAUACGACAUGUGCCGUACAAAAUGUCGCUCCCUUUCUUCGGAAGCGAUUACCAUAGGGUUCUCGGGAUAAGGAGCACAACUUCCGAAGUGAAUCAUCUAUACAGCCUGUAUCCCGAAGACAAGUUUGUGGGUUGUAUCAAAAGCAGAAUCCCAGAUUUGAUUGUAAAGGACCCAGAUGCAGUAAGGAAAAUUCUAUCAACGGAUUUCUCGAAUUUCCAUUGCCGAGGCCUCGGGCUGGACAAAUCCAGGGAUGUUUGUUUACGAAACAAUUUGUUUUACGCUGAAGGUGAAAAGUGGACUCUACUCCGUAGCAGAUUGGAAUCAAUAUUGAAUAAGCGUUUAGAUACCCAAGACGGCUUACAUGACUGUUUGUCCGGAAUCAAUGGAGAUACGAACGUUCAACAGUUAUUGUCUGAGUUAUUGGAUAUUGUUUUUAAAGAUUUACUCAUCGGUAAUAAUGUUGAAGGAUCUAUUAUUACAUGUUUGAGAAAGGAGUUUGAACAGCGUACAUGGCAGGAUAAACUGAAGAGCUAUUUGAAAAACAUAUUUCCAUCUGUAUACGUUCUGUUGAAUUUGAAAACACCGUUUGCAAAACUGCACAAUAAAUAUCGGAAUGUGCUCAAAGACACAAAAAUAUACAACGACGUAAGAAAAGCUGAAAUGAUUUUCCCGUAUGAAGAUAGAAAUUCCAAAACAAAACUGAAUAAAGAGUCAACGGAAGACGACGCUUUCUCAAUAUUGUCUUUAUUUAUAAGCGAGGGAUAUUCGCCGUGCUUGAAAGUUUUGAUAUCUCUCAUGUUUGAAUUAGCUAAGCAUCCACAAAUUCAAGAAAAUGCUAGAAAAAAUACCACCGAUUUAAAUGCAGCUAUCAAAGAGACUUUAAGACUUCAUCCACCAUACUCAGUAAUUAGUCGCAAAUGUAUGAAGAUGUACACGUUUACUAAAAACGAGUUUCUGGUUGAUAAAGGAGUGACUUUAACCGUACCUAUAGAAGCUAUUCAUAAGGAUGAAAACAAUUUUAAAGAAGGGAUCGCUUUCAAACCAGAAAGGUUCAACACUAUUGAAGAAUCUUCAACCUUUUUGCCUUUUGGUUUAGGACCAAGAAAAUGUAUUGGCGAAGAAUUGGCGCUGGAUAUUAUUCAAAAAGUGGCCAACAUUAUUCUGAAGAACUUUAAUAUUGAACCAUGUGAAGCUACUCCUGAGAAACUACAUGUGGUGGAUUAUAACUUCGCAUGUGUUAUAGACAACGAUGUAUGGUUGAGGUUGAAGCCAAUAUUAUAGGGAUUUGUUAAUAAAAAGCUUUGAAAUUGUUGACUAUAUUGUGUCGAUUUCUUGCUCAAUAUUAGACUCGAUGCGUUAAGGUUACAUUGUCUUUUGGAUUAUUGCUAAAUUUGCUAACAAUUAUUGUAUGUUUUAUGAUGAUGUUCAGUUGUAUUUAGAUGGAUUAAGGGACCUGAAAUUUGUUUGUUUAUUAGUUAACCAACACUUCUUUACAAUUAUAAGCUAGUUAAAAACGGUUAAGUUAUUUUAUUGUAUCAUAAUACAAUACUUUUAUAGAAUUAUUUAUUUAUAUUAAUACAAAUACAUUCAAUAUCAUAUACUUAUUAUCAACAACCUACUCGCCCUAGCUUCGCCCAGGUAGACAUUUAUUUCAUAUAGACAACUAAUUUUAAUAUAAAAUAUGAUUUUUUUAUGCUAAGCUUAGUUUUAAAACAACGUACAAAUAUCUCAUAUUCUAUCAAAGGCAAUUAAUUAUUAUGGAAUAUUGACCAAUAAACAGGUGUUUACCAAUGACCAGCUGAUUAUGAUGUGAAAAUGGUUCCUGUGUGUAAUUACAAUUAAUUUAACUGCAUUGCAUGUACUGUGUACUAACCGAAUGAUAAUAUUCAAUAAAGUCAUAUUGGUUUUUGAAA